GCGGGCGGCGGCCAUGGCGUACCUCCCUCCCCACAAGCGCCAACCCAGCACCACAGCCUCCACGCCCAUCCCCGCACCCAACCCGCCACCUCCGUCCCUCUCCUCCUCCCUUCGCUCCCUCUCCCUCUCCUCCCCGCGCGGCCGCGGCCGCGGCGCAGUCGGACGCCACCCGCUCGCUUCUACAAAGAUUUUCCGCGCUGCCGGCUGCAUCUCCCGUUGGUUCCCUCUACCUCCCUUCUCCCCUGCCGGCGACGGCGAGGAGUACACCCUACGCCUCGAGCCCUUCCCUUGUUCCCCCAUCGAGCACAGGACCGGCGCCAAACCCCUUGCCCUUGUCGUCGCCUCCACCCCAGGACAAGGCUCUUCCGGCUCCACUGCGGCGGCAGUCACCUCCAUCGCCGAGCAGUUUCUUCCCGAUCUCCUUGCCGCCGCGGAGAGGGCCAAGGCAGAAGGCGCGCCUAAGGAUGAGUUGGUGAAACUGAGUCUCGUUGCAAGACUGGGAACGGUGCUCUUCGAGUGCCAGCCAAUUCGACGAUUCAUCGUGAAUUAUGUAUUCAGAGGUGGAUCGCCCGUUUCACUGGACGAACUCCGCCAGGCCGCUAAAGCAGGGGAAGAUGGUUCCAGGAGCCAGUUGCGUAAAACGUUCUACACCAGUUUGUCUAGUGAGUGUCUGGAUGAUAUGGAGCGAACCAUGGUGAAGAGGAUUGGGCUGGAUUUUGAUUCGUCCAAGAAGCACUAUCAUGUGAAGGUUUCUGAUAAGAAUCGAAGUGAUUCUACAAUAUCUUGCAAAUGCACCGUGGAGGAAGAUGGGAGUCUUGCUAUCCAUAAGGUUGAAUUGAAUCAGGUACGGCACUUGGUGGAAGACAUAUCCUGUCUUUUCAAAGGUCUUGAUCUAAGGUUGAUGUUGAGUAAGAAAAGGAUCCUGAAAAACCUAGAUUCUGAAGUGGAAAAUGCUGUAAAGAGCUUGGUGUCUACUGCUAUUAUUGAUCCUAAUGUGAAAGGGGGAGUUAGAUGGCCACUUGGAAAGGAAUCAAUUGGCGAGAGGUUCAGCAUAGUUGGGGUGUGGCACACGGGCUACAAAGCUUUCAGAAACGAGACCAUGAGGCUCAAGCUAAGGCAUGCUGACAGAUUCGAUCACCGUACCUCGACUGGGGGAGUUUCUGAUGAAGUUACAUUCAAACUAACUGCUAUAUCUUGCAAACUGGAGGAAGAUGAUCUGGCGGAGAGCGCUGUGAAAGAGAUGCUGGAGUCUGCGGUCCAAAUGCUAUGGGACAAUGCGCUCAAUUACCGGGUCGUGCCUUGAGCUCCGGUUAUGCAGACAAUAUUUCUUCCUUGAAGAUGCAAAGCGACAUGAUUUCUUUGAGCCCCUCCUGUCCUGUAUAUACAUCUGCGAUGGUGAGACUCAAGUUGUACUUCAAGUGUGGCAACAAUUACUAGUACUAAACAAGAGAACUCCUAGACACAACUGACGCUGGGGCUGCCCACGCACGCCAUCAAAAAAAAAAAGUAGCGUUCGGUUAGCUUGGCUGGUUCCCGGUCAUUCGGUCCCACGUAGUUAGGUUGUCGAGUUCUGAUUGAGUCCUGAAAAAAGUCGCGGAUGGAGUCGUCCUGGAAAAUAUCCCCAUCCUCAUCCUCGCCCUUCUGCCCGAACUCAACCGCAAUGUACGAUCGCACCUCCCCGCUCUCACUUUGCAAGGACACCACCUCGGUCCAUAAACAACUUGUCCAAAGUAAUAAGCGGACGUGCCAAAGCGACACACAGUUCUUCCAUGCAAGCAACCAGCCAAGAUGCCGAGGCAGCCAUCCCAUCCAAAUCAACACAACACUCGGCCUUUUGGUACCAUCAACAAUCUCCAAGAGGAACAAAACCAGCCAACCGAACAAGGCAGAGCAUUACACCUUCGAGCAAGGCAACCAAGGGGGCAGAGAAGGUCGAGGCUUCCACAGAGGGAAUACAUGCGUGAAAAAGGUCAUGGCUGGGGCAUGACAUACUGUUUUGUAUACGACAAAAAACACGAAGCAUGUAACUACAGAAUGCAGUUACAACAAACUAGUGCAAGAGUUGGAAGAAAUCAUAUGACACACAUUGAA
Zea mays is the source of this 2091-nucleotide messenger RNA. RefSeq lists its product as uncharacterized. Bases 14 to 1303 code for a protein of 429 amino acids. The transcript is spliced from 6 exons. NCBI's taxonomy places the organism in Eukaryota, Viridiplantae, Streptophyta, Magnoliopsida, Poales, Poaceae. The record is from RefSeq and is a predicted model, not a curated record.